AUGUCCGGGAAGAAGAACCUACUUCUUUGUCUCGACGCGUUCGGCACACUCUUCCAUCCUUCUAAACCCAUCUCAGAAGCCUACGCACAAGCCGCAGCCCGUCACGGCAUCAACGUAGGCGACGCCAAAACCCCCUCUGCGGUAGGUUCAAGCUUCAGCUCCGCCUUCAAAAAAGCCUCUCGAGAGAACCCAAACUAUGGAAAGGCUACAGGCAUGGGUGCAAGGACGUGGUGGUCAAACGUCAUAGAAGAUACUUUCAAGCCUUUUCUCAGCGCAGGCCAACCCUUCCCACCUGCCCUUACCGAGGAACUUCUUCGCACGUUCUCCUCAAGUUCAGGAUACGAUCUGUACCCAGAUGUUCUUUCUCUUUUCAGAGUGCUGCGAGCUCACUCGGACAAAAACAAACCUUCGGCUGUCUGGUCCUGGGACAAAACAAUUGUGGGAAUCAUAACAAAUUCCGAUGACCGUGUCCCCGAUAUUUUGAAUUCACUAAACGUCAAAACAAGCUUCCGUCGCUACGUCCCCGGAGCUCAGAAGAACAAAGAAGAAGAACACAGAAACAAACGGGUCGACGAUGUACAUUUCACUGUGAUAUCUUACGAUGUCGGCUUCGAGAAACCAGAUCGACGUAUCUUCGCUGCUGCCGAAGAGAUGCUAGCUCUCACACUGGAUAGCACAGGGUCCAGCUCGGAGACCCCAGCAUCAUCGUUUGAGAAACUUUAUGUCGGAGAUGACCUGACGAAAGAUGUUUUUGGCGCUGAAGAUGCGGGGUGGUCUAGUGUAUUAGUGAAGCGAGGUCAGGAUUAUGGAUUGAAGCUGUCGGAGGAAGAGUGUGAACGAGAGGGAGAAACUGGAUGGAAACGGACUGUGCCAACAGUGGGCAAUUUGAUGGAUCUAUGUGCAUGGAGACCGGGGAAAGACGAGACAUCUCCGGUGCGGUAUGUACAUAGCUACGAGCCUCAGAGUAGGGUGCGGAAACGUGAGAAACAGAUCGAGAUGACGCGGACGAAGGCGGCAAGCAGGGAAAAAGGCCGAGAUAAUACAGACACUCACUGA
Alternaria burnsii is the source of this 1056-nucleotide messenger RNA. RefSeq lists its product as uncharacterized. The record is from RefSeq and is a predicted model, not a curated record. The transcript has a single exon. Lineage: Eukaryota; Fungi; Ascomycota; Dothideomycetes; Pleosporales; Pleosporaceae. Bases 1 to 1056 code for a protein of 351 amino acids.